AAGGUGAAUGAGAUAACCCCUUCCGUUGUUGGGCUUAAGGGCCGCCGAGCAGGCAGCGGCGCGGCUGCCGGAAUCGACGCCAGAAUGGCAUGGACGGCCACGGCCACACUGUGCUGCCGCCUCGUCCGCGCCCCCGCUGUUCGUCGCCGUGCUCCACAUCGAACCUUGUGCUCCGCCGAGCGGAGCACCGACGCGGUGGACAGGGAGUACGCCGACCUCAACCUCCGGCCCCUCUACCCCAAUGUCCGCCCCCCACUCGGUUCUUCCCCUUCGCUUCCUCUUCCUCGUAUCUUUUUUCCGAAAUUGCGCGACCAGCCUGACCGCCCGCUCGUUCUGCUGAAGCGGGGGCAUCACCUUCGCAUCCGGCAGCAUGUGAAUCCACUCAGCGCCUCCUUCGUUGAGCCCACGGGACCGCCUGAUUGGAAGGAGGUGUUCGAGGAUCCCCUGCUGCCCCUCAUGGUCGACAUCGGUUGUGGGAGUGGAAGGUUCUUGGUUUGGUUAGCCAAGAACUCCAGGGAAAGGCGGAAUUACCUCGGACUGGAAAUCCGACAAAAGUUGGUGGAGCGGACGCAGUUCUGGGUAACAGAAUUAGGGCUUAGAAAUGUAUAUUUUAUGUUUGCAAAUGCAACGGUGUCUUUCGAGCAAAUCGUGUCAUCAUACCCUGGCCCCCUGUUACUUGUUUCAAUACUAUGCCCUGAUCCUCACUUUAAGAAGAAGCAUCACAAGAGAAGAGUUCUACAAACACAAUUAGUGGAUUCAAUCACAAAGAACCUUUGUCUGGGUGGACGGGUUCUUCUACAAUCAGAUGUGCUUGGUGUAGCUGCAGACAUGAGAGAAAGAUUUGAUGGAUACUCGGAUGUGUUUGAGCAUGUUGAUUGCAUUGAUAAAAAUCUUCGUUGUGACAAUGAAGGUUGGCUUCUAGACAACCCAAUCGGAAUACGGACAGAGAGGGAAAUCCAUGCUGAGCUAGAAGGAGCAACCAUAUACAGGAGGAUGUACCAAAAGAUUAGAGAUGUUCCUCACCAGAAGACUUCGGCAGUUCAGUGGAUAUCAGCUUUGCCCAGGCCCCAGGCAGUGAUGGGCUGAUGUCUCUGCUUUGCAUACCAUGGCCACCAACUUUCAGCUUCCUUUGUCUGCGCCAAAGGUACCCCCUCCGAUCCAUAAUACAUUUUGUACUAAGCUAGUACAAACUUUGUACUAAGUGAGUGACAAUUAUUAUGGAUCGGAGGGAGUAGUUGGCAUCAUUACUGAAUGAAUUUGGCCUUGUUUUGCUGGUAGUGCAGUAGAGACUGAUGUGUCAAACUUGUCAACACUUGGCAUCUCUCCAAUGUUCAAUAUUUUUGGGCCAAAAGCUUUGUUCUGGUUUAGAAAGAUCACGGUGCACUUUAAUUUUCAGUGAUCAACAUACACUGCAUGGGAAUGUUUGCCAUCUGAAAUUGGCAUACCAGGCCGGAUGGUUCUCUAGCUAUCAAAAGCAAGCUAGCUCUUAGCGGUC
Brachypodium distachyon (stiff brome) is the source of this 1495-nucleotide messenger RNA. Its product is annotated as tRNA (guanine-N(7)-)-methyltransferase. The record is from RefSeq and is a predicted model, not a curated record. Gene Ontology annotation, molecular function: tRNA (guanine(46)-N7)-methyltransferase activity. Gene Ontology annotation, cellular component: tRNA methyltransferase complex. Gene Ontology annotation, biological process: RNA (guanine-N7)-methylation; tRNA methylation. NCBI's taxonomy places the organism in Eukaryota, Viridiplantae, Streptophyta, Magnoliopsida, Poales, Poaceae.